Molecule: messenger RNA, 969 nt
Organism: Funneliformis mosseae
Lineage: Eukaryota; Fungi; Glomeromycota; Glomeromycetes; Glomerales; Glomeraceae
Source: the annotation of a GenBank genome assembly
AUGUCCUUCAACGAUUCAAAUAAACAAAGCAACAAAGUAUUUCUAGAUUUCUCUCCAAAGAAAAUUUCAUAUCAGCAAGGAUAUUUAGGCAUCGAACCAUCUAGAGUGUCGGGGGUAUUGAAAAUUAACUACCCAUCCACAAAACCUUUAAUAGCAAAAGCGAUUGAAAUAAUAUUCUCUGGUAAAGAAGAAAUCAUUUGGACAGAAUAUCAACCGAAUGCUCGUGGAUAUACGACAUCCGUUGUUCAUUCGGAACAAGAUGAAUUUGCUAGGGAGGAAAAAUUAAUUUGGAGGGCAGAAAAAAAUCUAAAAGAUUUUAGCGAAAAAGAUCCUUAUGAGAAACUUAAUCAACUGGAUUUACCUUUUUCAUUUAAACUUGAGAAUAAUUUACCUUCUUCGAAUCUUAUCGAAUACGAUGAUGGGUUGGGAAGAAUAUAUUAUCGUAUCGUAGUUAUCAUUUAUCGUAAAUCUAAUAUUCUCAAAUUACAAGGAAAGAAAAAAGUGAUAAAAUUCACAAUUCCAAUUACUAGGUAUGCAAAAAUUCCUUAUAAACCCGAAGCUAUUGAGUGGAAUGCUUUUAGAAAAGAUAGUGUUAGUUACGACGUGAAGAUUGGUUGUACCAUUUUCGAUAAAGGUGAAACGAUCAUCUUUCCUAUUAAACUUAUACUUCAUAAUCCAAAUGUUAAAAUAAAGAAAGUUGGUGCUGGAAUAAAACAAUAUACAAGAUUAUGGAAUGGUGGUUCCCCAGUUAAAUCGGAAAAAAAAUAUCUUGCAUCGAAAGAAGUCGAAGGUGAUAAAAUCAACAUGGUCGUGGAUUCGGGAAAUGAAUAUUAUGUUGAAAUGGAAGUAACGAUCCCUAAUAAUGAUUCAACAAAAUAUUCUACAAGUCGAAGCCUUAUCACUAUUUGCCAUCAAAUUAAAGUAAAAAUUAGACUUGUUGCUGAAGAAGACAUAUUGUUGGAAAGGAAA